AUGUCUGCUGCCAGCUGUCUGCGAUCUGAAGAUCAGUUUCUGUGCUCCAUCUGUCUGGAUGUGUUCACUGAUCCAGUCACCACAUCAUGUGGACACAACUUCUGCAAAAACUGCAUCACUGAACACUGGAACAGUAAUGACCAGUACUCGUGUCCGAUGUGUAAAGAGGUUUUCUACACAAGACCUAAGUUGAAGGUGAAUACUUUCAUCUCUGAGAUGGUUUCUCAGUUCAGACAGGAAACUCAACAGAAAGCCAGCAGCAGCAGCUCAGAGCAACAAGCUGCCAAACCAGGAGAAGUUCCCUGUGACGUCUGUACUGGAACCAAACUGAAGGCCCUGAAGUCCUGUCUGGUGUGUCUGACCUCCUACUGUGAGACUCACCUGGAGCCUCAUCUGACAGCUUCACGUCUGAAAAGACAUCAGCUGAUGGACCCUGUGGAGAACCUGGAAGACAGGAUGUGUAUGAAGCACAAUAAACCUCUGGAGUUGUUCUGUAAGACCGACCAGACAUGUGUCUGCAUGCUCUGCUCUGCUUUAGACCACAAGACACACGAGUUUGUUCCUCUGAAAGAAGAAUAUGAAGGAAAGAAGGCAGAGCUGGGGAAGACAGAGGCUGAAAUUCAGCAGAUGAUCCAGAAGAGAAGACUGAAGAUUCAAGAGAUCAAACACUCAGUUGACCUCAGUAAGAAAGAUGCAGACAGAGAGAAAGCAGAAGGUGUUCAGGUCUUCACCGCUCUGAAGGAGUCUGUUGAGAGAAGCCUGAAUGAGCUCAUUGAGACGACUGAAGAGAAGCAAAGAACGACCGAGAAACAGGCUGAAGACUUCAUCAAAGAGCUGGAACAGGAAAUCUCUGAGCUGAAGAAGAGAAGCUCUGAAGUGAAGCAGCUCUCAAACUCUGAAGACCACCUCCACCUCCUCCAAAACUUCCCGUCCCUGAAAGCUGCUCCACCCACCAAAGACUGGACAGAGGUCAGCGUCCGUCCACCAUCAUAUAAGGGGACUGUGGUGAGAGCUGUGACUCAGCUGGAGAAGACGCUCAGUAAAGAGAUGAAGAAGCUGGUUGAGGCUGAGCUGAAGAGGGUCCAGCAGUAUGCAGUGGAUGUGACUCUUGAUCCUGAUACAGCACAUCCUGAUCUCAUCCUGUCUGAUGAUGGAAAACAAGUGAAUGAUAGUGAUGUGGAGAAGAAUCUCCCAGACAACCCAAAGAGAUUUUCUGAUUGUCCUGGUGUUUUAGGAAAGCAGAGUUUCUCUUCAGGCAGAUUUUACUUUGAGGUUCAGGUUAAAGAGAAGACUAAAUGGGAUUUAGGAGUGGCCAGAGAGUCGAUCAACAGGAAGGGAAAAAUCACACUGUGCCCUCAGAAUGGUUACUGGACUAUAGUGAUGAGAAAUGGAAAUGAGUAUGAAGCUGUUAAUUACCCUCCAGUCAUUCUCUCUCUGAAGUCUCAGCUUCAGAAGGUGGGGGUGUUUGUGGAUUAUGAGGAGGGUCUGGUCUCCUUUUAUGACGUAGAUGCUGCAGCUCUUAUCUACUCCUUUACUGGCUGCUCCUUCACUGAGAAACUCUACCCAUACUUCAGUCCCUGUUAUAAUGAUGGUGGUAAAAACUCCGCCCCUCUGAUCAUCUGUCCUGUCAAUCAAACUGAGUAGAGUAAUCACCUGUUUUAUGUCAUAAAUGUGUCUUUGUUUUUGAAGAGAGUAAAUAUACAAACACAUUCUUGUUUAUUAUGAGAAAAAACACAAACUAGGAUUUCUAUCUAAAAUUAAAUCUCUAUUUAAACAUCUGAUCAAAUCCACAGAACUUUAGUUUCAUUUCUAGUCAAAAACACAAAGUUUCCAAAAAAACAAAACUUUCAGUUUGUAGUGAAACCACAGAAAACAAAGUGUGAAUAUUUCACAGUGUCAUAAAGCUUCAUUGUAGAGUUCAGCUGAGACCAUGACUCCACAGAAUAUGUGUCAAUAUUUUACAGGCUGUAAUAAGUGCUGAAACACUUAAUGACAACAGAACAACAGAAAUGAAUUGAUUGAUUGAUAAUCAUUUAAACUAUUUGUCAAACAAACAUUCUCAGGCUCCAUCUUUUUAAAUGUGAGGUUAUGACUAACUCAGACUGCUGAAGCUGAAUAUAAGCUUCACAUCAACUU
Thunnus maccoyii (southern bluefin tuna) is the source of this 2136-nucleotide messenger RNA. Its product is annotated as zinc finger protein RFP-like. Gene Ontology annotation, molecular function: protein binding; ubiquitin-protein transferase activity; zinc ion binding. The record is from RefSeq and is a predicted model, not a curated record. Gene Ontology annotation, biological process: protein ubiquitination. The transcript has a single exon. NCBI's taxonomy places the organism in Eukaryota, Metazoa, Chordata, Actinopteri, Scombriformes, Scombridae. Bases 1 to 1644 code for a protein of 547 amino acids.